ACGCAAAAGUAAGGUUAUGCUGUACUUGCCAAGGACGCGCAGAUUAUUGAUUUGUCAGCCUUGGCAAUUCCUGAUGUUCAGUUGCCUCGCGCGUUUACCACCCUAGUGCGCUAAGGAUUUCACUGAUCAAAAUGAAGAACAUUCAAAACUGACAGACAUUUUCCUUAAUUUCAAGGAAUGAUUAUAGAUAAUAAUAGCUAGAUAUUAAGGAGACACAAUAUCAAAACUGUAUUCAAGCUAGCUGAAAUAUUAAAAACUGAUUGAGACCAAUGAAGAACACUGUUCCGCUCAGUCUACACAAACAUUUAAUAUCCAAACAAGUGUGUGAAUGAGUGGACACUUUGUGAAACAUCAAGAUAUGGAAAAAUUGGCCAUAGCAGAGUAAAGUUUCAAAACCAAACAUGCAACAGAAUUCGACAAAACAAAAGUACUUGCAAAAACUAUCCAAUGAUAAUAAGAGAACCUUAGAAAUUAUCAAGAAGGCUCAAGUGAGGGUUAGUCUACUAGUAGCUGCAGCUGCUCUAGUUGUUUUGCUGGUUUCCUCCACACAAAAUUGGUUUUCUUAUCUGUUCGAUGAGGGAAACACUCAGCAAAAUGGAAAUGAUAGCUUAUUUAAUGUCUCAUUUUCUGAAGUUGGAGAGAGACGCCAAGUCCAAGAUUUUAUUGAAGUCUCAGAGAUUCUACCAAACUGUGGAAUUAAGGAACAAUGCCCAGAGGACUCAUUCCCAGUACACAUCUACACAGGUCAGGAUAAAGAUGAUCAACCCAAGUUGUGUAUUCAUGGCAAGUAUCUAAUCGGGAACAACAUCAAUGGAGGUGGGAGAGGUCUAAAUGCUGCCAUCGUAGACGCCGUUCACUUCCAAGUGGUGGCUGUCCACAACUUCGAUCUUUACAGCCAGAACAGCACUUCACUGGAACUGUGGCUCUCCAACCAGGUGUUGGACAAUGAUAUCAUCAUUGUCUUUACAUUUGAUGAGGCUUCCAAGGAACUUAGCCGCAAGGCUAAAAUGUCACUGUAUAGACUAGGAAGUGGCAAGAUUCAAGAUCUACAGUUUCGGUCUCAGUGGUAUAUGAUUUCUCAAAAGGGAAUUAACGGAUUUACAUCCUUAGAAAAACUCACUUUUGCCAAAAAUGACCACUGGGGAGAAGCAAUAGAUGAACGUCUUUGUGUCCCCAGACAGAUUCCAGCUGUUACUAUUACACCCGAUCCUGCUCCUGAAAAGAAUUCUUUGCGAGAGAAAUUCUGUGAAUCUGUCAAAGAGAUGAAAUGCAGAGAGUUUUGUGGAGCGAUAGCACAACAUGAGGCAAUAUAUCCUGCACUGUUGACGAACCGCAGCUUAAUAGGGAAUGCAGUGUACUCAACACCUAUCAUAGUAGUCGGUGGUACCUCAUUGGGUACUCUGUCUCUGACGCUGCAGACUCUAAUACAUCAGCCAGGCAUCCACAGUCCCAGUGUCCUAGUACUCUACCCAGAGACUGAAACUGACAUGGCAGAUCUUGUACGACUUUUCUCUUUCCAGGCAAUUCCUGUCAACUCCACAGCAAAUAAUGAACACAUACUUCAGGGGCUGCGGUUGGUAAGGAAAAGGUUUCCCAACAAGAAGUAUGUCAUAGUCUUGGAUGAGGGGUUAAUAGUUUCCCCUGACUUUUUGUUCUACAUGGCUCAACUUGCUUUCCUCCUUGAGAAGGAUGAUUCGAUUUUUGCUAUUUCUGCUUGGAAUCCAAAUGGGUACAAGAAUGUUUCUAGCAACCCUCACCUUGCCUAUAGGUCUGAUCAAUUUCCAGGACUAGGAUUCUUGCUUCCAGUUAGUGUAUUUGAUAAGUACCUGGAAGGAAAUUUUUCUUCUUGCUGUAGCCAACAAUCGGUUCUUGGAUGGGAUGUUAGCGGCAACAUCGUAUUUCCUGAUGUUUCAAGAGUGCUACGUCGCCCUUCUGACUUCCUCCAUUCUUCUCCAGAUGAUUUACAGUAUCAGCUGUUCACCCAUCCCAGAGAAACUAACAUAGAUGUAUCUGCUUGGAUUGAGAGACCACAAGAGUUGACAAAAGACAGAUAUUUUCAACAACUGGUAAACCUAAUACAAGAAAGUACAACUUUUCAUUUGUCAGACCCCGAUCUUCACCUUUGUCAAGAAGGUACCAAUGCAGCGGUGAUGAGAAUGCUUCAGGAAUUUUCAGGGAAGGUUCUUGCAAUAUACUAUCAAGAAAUGAACUAUAACAACUGUACAACAUUAAGGACUAUAUCAAAAUGUUUUGGUAUAUUUGUCCCCGCUAACAUGAAGCCUCAAGGGCUCUAUUUGGAUCUUUUUAGGUUUGCAGUUGAGGGGAAUACAGUUCUGUUGGUCGAAUCAAAAUCUCCAUUUUUCAAGUCUAAAACUCAAUCAGUUUCCAUAUAACAAAACUUGCAAACAGUUCAUCCUGAGAAGACAUCUUUAACAUUGGACAUUCAGAGCUCAAGAUUUUAAAUUGUUUGUACUGGAUAGUGAUAAAAUCAAUAUUGUUUAAUUAUAACAUACAAAAGUGGACUUAUUGAUUAUAGAAGUUCAAACAAGAUCAUUCCUUAUUUUAAAUUUGUUUGUUAAAAUAAGAUCAAGUUAACAGGUGUACUUUCUUUUACUAUAUUAUAUUAUUACAUACAAACACAUUUUCAUGA
This is a messenger RNA of Homalodisca vitripennis (glassy-winged sharpshooter), 2650 nucleotides long. RefSeq names its product protein O-linked-mannose beta-1,2-N-acetylglucosaminyltransferase 1-like. Lineage: Eukaryota; Metazoa; Arthropoda; Insecta; Hemiptera; Cicadellidae. The record is from RefSeq and is a predicted model, not a curated record. Gene Ontology annotation, molecular function: beta-1,3-galactosyl-O-glycosyl-glycoprotein beta-1,3-N-acetylglucosaminyltransferase activity. Gene Ontology annotation, cellular component: Golgi membrane. Gene Ontology annotation, biological process: protein O-linked glycosylation via N-acetylgalactosamine.